CUAGGGAAUACACUCCAGGAUUAUGCUGCACGACUGCUUUAAUGAACGGAAACUUGGGGAAAUCCUCAGCGCGAAGAUGAGAAAGGAAGGGAGCGGGGAGUGAGGGAACAUCUCAUCGCUGCCUCACAGCGGGAACAACCUUUCUUUUCACCCAAUCCGGGACGGGAGAAGGAUUUCGGCAACACUUUGUCGCUGAAAGACUCGGGAGGUUGGACUGGAGUCGACAGAAUUUAAACAUCACUGGUCACAGGCCGGCAGGUUGAUUUGAAUCGUUCGCAGAGAGAGAGAGAGAGAGUGAAGGGAUUUUCUGAGCGAGCCUGCAAGGUGAAGAUGCACGCCGGGGUGUCCUUCACGCUUGUCCUGGUGCUAGCUGUGGCCGCCAACUCCCUGGACAGUGAGACCAGGCUGCGGGAGAGGAGUGAGACCUCCUCUCCAGUGAGGAGAUGCCUGGACGGGGGAGCGCCGCGCCGCCUGAAGAAGAGAGACAGGAGGCUGUUGGCGCUGGACGCCCAGGGCUACAUCUGUCACAAGCUGUACAGCCGCCUGUCCUGCUGCCGGAGGAAUAGGCAGCUCCUGGACCCCGAGGUAUUUUCUGUUACAAACAACACAGAGUGUGCAAGAUUGCUGGAGGAAAUAAAGUGUGCUGAAUGUUCACCAUAUGCACAGAAUUUAUUUCACAUAUCUGACCGAGAAGGCACAUCAGCUAAUGAGCUAACUUUUCCCAUGUUGUGCAGAGAUUAUUGUGAACAACUCUACUUUGCCUGCAGAAGCCACAUAGCAGGACUAUUCCAAACCACUUCAGAUGAGUUCUGCAAUAUGUAUUCAGCAAAAGAGAAUGGGAUAUGCUUUCCAGACUUUCCCAGGAAACAACUACAAGGGCCAGUUUCCAAUUACUUAAACCAGAUGGAUGAAUAUCACAAAAUGGAACACAUCAACAGAAAACAUAAAAGAAACUGUUACUGCCUGCAAGAAACGAUUAGUGGACUGAGACAGCCAACAGGGUUAGUGCACUGUGGAGAUGGAUCGCAGAGACUCUUCAUCUUGGAAAAAGAAGGCUUUGUGAAGAUUUACACUCCAGAUGGAGAAUUACUGAAGGAUGCAUUUCUUGACAUCCACAAACAGGUCCAAAGUGGAAUAAAGGGUGGAGAUGAAAGAGGACUGUUAAGCCUUGCAUUCCAUCCCAAAUAUAAGAAAAAUGGAAAGCUCUAUGCAUCUUAUACCACCAACCAAGAACGAUGGGCCAUUGGACCACACGACCACAUCCUUCGAGUAGUCGAAUACACUGUUUCCAGAAAAAAUGCAAAUCAAGUGGAUACAAGAACAGCAAAGGUAUUGAUUGAAGUAGCAGAGUUACACCGAAAGCAUUUGGGUGGACAGCUCUUGUUUGGACCUGAUGGUUUUUUGUACAUCUUCCUUGGAGAUGGAAUGAUUACUCUUGAUGACAUGGAAGAGAUGGAUGGGUUAAGUGAUUUUACAGGCUCUGUGCUUCGAAUUGAUGUAGAUACUGCCACCUGCAAUGCUCCUUAUGCUAUACCCAGAAGCAAUCCCUACUUUAACAGCACCAAUCAACCACCAGAAAUAUUUGCACAUGGACUUCAUAAUCCAGGGAGGUGUACAGUGGAUCAACAUCUCACAGGCUCUAAUGGCAAUCUGACCAUUCUGUGUUCAGAGUCAAAUAUUUGGAAUAAGUCAUCAGGAAGGAUAAUCAAAAUAACAAGGGGAAAGGAUUAUGAAACAGAACCUCCAGCAGUUGAAUACAAAUCUUCUAGUCGCAACCCUUUAGUAGGUGGCUUUAUCUACAGAGGAUGUCAGUCAAGAAGGCUUUUUGGAAACUAUAUCUUCGGGGAUCGAAAUGGGCAACUGAUGAGCCUUCAGAAAAACCCUAUGAACAAAAUGUGGCAGGAACGAACCUUGUGCCUUGGCACUAGUACUGCCUGUGAAAACUCUCUUAGUGGUCAUAUCUCAGGAACGGUUUUGGGAUUUGGAGAAGAUGAAUUAGGUGAGGUGUACAUUUUGGCAAGCAGCAAGAGUGUGACAGAAGCACAUAGUGGAAAGGUUUACAAAUUGAUUGACCCAAAAAGAGCUAAUGUUCCAGAAGAAUGUAAGAGAUCAGUGCAGCCUCCACAGCCAGUAGCAUCAGAAUGCUCCCAUCUCUGUAGGAAUGGACAUUGUACUCCAACAGGAAAAUGCUGCUGUAGUCCAGGCUGGGAGGGAGAGUUCUGCAGAGUGGCAAAAUGUGAUCCAGUAUGCCAGCAUGGUGGCGUAUGUGUGCGGCCUAAUAUGUGCUUAUGUAAAGAAAGCUACACUGGACCUCAGUGCGAACUAGUGGAUCGAAACAUUCAAGGAGUGGCAAGGGCAGCAGUUUGCCAGCAGCCCAGAAAACAUGGGAACUGUAACACCCCUGUAAGACGGUGGUUCUUUAAUGCGGAUACCAGACAGUGCGAACAGUUUCUCUAUCGAGGUUGCCAGGGUAACAAAAACAGAUUCAGCUCAUAUGAAGAGUGCAUAAAAACCUGCUUACCAAGAAACCAUCAAGGCACAGGACUGAUACAAGGGAUAGAUAAAUAAACUCUUGGCCAGCCAUCUUUUAGUUUCUUCCACACUGAGAAAAAGAACAAAUGUAUUUCAAGAUAAAUUUUACUUUUUGAUGUAUAUUUUACAUGGGACUAAAAGAUUUUAAAAUUCAAAAAUGGGAAGACAGGUUAAUUCAGGUUUUUGUUGUCUAACCUUAAAUUUAUUUUAAAUGAUGUGUAAUAUCUGAAAUGAGAUUUUAGAAACGGUGAUAUCUAAGAAAAAUGGUCAGGAACAUGCGUAAGCUCAUUACUGGUAUGUCACUCGUCGGAUUCUAAUUGGUGUACGUAGAUUUUAAAAAAAGACAUUUAAAUGUAUAAUUUCUUUUAAAAUCUAAUAUAUUGUUUAUGUAAAUGCAUGCUUAAUGUCCUCAUGAAUACAGUAAUUUACUGUGACUAUUGAGCUGAGAAAUUGUAUUUUUAAACAUAACCUGUUACGUACUGUAUUGCAUUUGUUAUAAUACUAUAUGUAAACAGCAACAAAUAUGCUAAAGUAUAUUUUUAAAUACAGUAGCUGCAAAAACACGACCACUGACAGUUCUCUUGAACUGAUACAGCUCUUUUCAUGGGCCCACAUUUAAAUGUUCAUUAAGCUGUAAUCCAGUGGUGAAAGGGGAGUUAUUAAUGUCAGUUUAACACAGGAGUCAUUGGGGCCUAGUACUGUUACAUUUGUCAAGGCCAAUAGUCAACAGGUUAUUAUAAGUGUGUUAUUGACACUUGGAGGUAAGCUUCUCUUUCUGCUGCUGGAGAGAUAGAUUUUAUUUUUUUUUAAAUUUCUCCCUGAACUCAUCCAUUUCUCUUACCAGCAGGUCCCUAAAACUUUUGCAUUUGAAGAAAAUAUCCUAAGGUCUACUCUGUGCCAGGUUUAUAACAAGAGUUAUGCUCCUUGACACCUGCCCCUCCCCCACCCCACCAUACCUGUUGGAAAUUACCAUGUAUGUUCAGCACUUAAAUGCAACAAUUUAACUGUGAACUUCAAUACAGGACACGAGGUGAAACAAGUUAAUAUGUGGUUAGGUGAGGCGUUUGCUGGAAAUAGUUAUGCAAAGAAUUAUUAAAUAUUUUGUUCAAAUAUCA
Messenger RNA from Hemiscyllium ocellatum (epaulette shark), 3647 nucleotides. It is a transcript of the gene hhip, whose product is annotated as hedgehog interacting protein. The transcript has 15 exons. The coding region runs from base 331 to 2568 and encodes 745 amino acids. The record is from RefSeq and is a predicted model, not a curated record. NCBI's taxonomy places the organism in Eukaryota, Metazoa, Chordata, Chondrichthyes, Orectolobiformes, Hemiscylliidae. Gene Ontology annotation, molecular function: serine-type endopeptidase inhibitor activity.